GUUGGUUAUCAUGUCGAUCUAAUAAGUCGAAUGUCGCCAGUUCGAGCCUGGCUGUGACCAUAGAUUUUUUCUAUUUACUGGAAGUAUCCAUACUUCGAAUAUUUUGUUGACUUACUUUAUGUAGUUUAAUAUUUUUUUUUUAUCUGUCCCUAUCCGUUUCGUUGCUUUCCUAAUCUACUUUUAUUUCCCUAUCGUUUAACUUGUUCGCCAAAAUAGGACAAAACUAGAAACAAUGGCAUGUGCAAGUAUUGCCCUUCGGUUAACCACACUUUACAUAUUAACCGAUUUUUUUUUUUCGAUUUCUAGUGCCAGCCAAGGUUACACCUAGGUACAACAUUUUUAAAAGAGCGCACUUCAAGUACGAAAGACAUAGAAUGAAAAAUUUAGUGGUUUUUGGAACUCAGUCACAUCCAAAACUAACAGAAGCAAUAUGUGAGCAUCUUUGCUUGGAUGUAGGUCGAGCCGAACUUGGAAAAUUCAGUAAUGGAGAAACCUCUGUAAAAGUUAAACAAUCUGUUCGUGGUUGUGAUGUUUAUAUUAUUAGCCCGGCUUCUGGGCGAGUCAAUGACCAUUUCAUGGAACUUUUGGUCAUUAUUUCUGCAUGUAAAACUGCUUCCGCCAAAAAGGUGACCGCUGUCUUGCCCGUUUUCCCUUAUAGCCGUCAACCUGACCAAAUUUUUUCUUCUCGAGGCGCACCUCUUCUAGGAUCUUCUUCUGAUGGCGUUUUAGAACCAAAACGCACUUCGUCGUAUUCGUCAUGGAUUGCUCAAUCCGGAACUUUGGUUGCUGAUUUAUUGAUGUGUGCUGGAGCUGAUCAUAUUAUCACUAUGGAUCUCCACGACCCUCAAUUUCAAGGUUUCUUCGACAUUCCCGUCGACAACUUGUUUGGUCGUCCUUUACUGAAGGAUUAUAUAGCCUUGAAUAUUCCUGACUAUCAUAAUGCAGUCUGUGUAUCACCAGAUGCUGGUGGUGCAAAACGAGCUACUGCUAUAGCCGAUUAUUUAGGAUUGGAUUUUGCUUUGAUCCACAAAAAUCGUCGUCACGAAAGUGGAGUCUCAUUAAUGCUUGUUGGUGAUGUAAAAGACAAAAUAGCUAUUCUAAUUGAUGAUUUAAUUGACACUGCUUCAACUCUGGUGAGUGCCGCCGAAUUUGUUAAAAAGCACGGAGCUAGCCAGAUUUACGCUCUUGUUACACACUGUGUUCUGUCUGGUGAUGCUAUUGAACGUGUAAAGCAAUCUUGCAUUGACAAACUCAUUGUAACCAACACAGCUCCUCAAACAAUUGAACCCAGUGACUGCUUCGAUAUUAUUGAUGUUGCUCCUACUUUUGCUGAGGCUAUCCGUCGCAUACACAACGGAGAAAGUAUUUCCAUUUUGUAUGACCAAAACCACGCUUGGAUAUAAAAUUUUUGGUGUUGAUUUGUACUUAUUUCUAGUCAAAUGUUUUUUUGCCGAUGCCAUCUAUUUUGCUGACAUGAUAAAAGCCUUUGACGUGCUUUACAUAUGAUUGUCAGAUUGUUUUGGGAUACUUUUGAUUUGCUUUUGUUCAUUAUUUCUUUUUUUUUUAGGGUGAGAAAAUAGAUAUUCUACAAACGGACUUUUAAUAAUAAAU
Schizosaccharomyces cryophilus OY26 is the source of this 1611-nucleotide messenger RNA. Its product is annotated as ribose-phosphate pyrophosphokinase. Lineage: Eukaryota; Fungi; Ascomycota; Schizosaccharomycetes; Schizosaccharomycetales; Schizosaccharomycetaceae. Gene Ontology annotation, biological process: purine nucleotide biosynthetic process; 5-phosphoribose 1-diphosphate biosynthetic process; ribonucleoside monophosphate biosynthetic process. The coding region runs from base 375 to 1403 and encodes 342 amino acids. The record is from RefSeq and is a predicted model, not a curated record. The transcript has 4 exons. Gene Ontology annotation, molecular function: ribose phosphate diphosphokinase activity; magnesium ion binding. Gene Ontology annotation, cellular component: cytoplasm; ribose phosphate diphosphokinase complex.